CGGUGCAGUCAGACGAGGGAGGUCGUCUUUCAGACCAGAUAUGGAGGCUCUGCUGUUGAAAGAAAGACUCUCUGAGCGCUGGAACUUUACUUGUACUUCUGACAAAACUGGACAUCAUCUUGGAGAAGACCGACUUUUUUCCACUCGCUGCUUUAGCUGUUGUUUUCUCUGUUUGAUUGGGCUCUACCUGUGAAUGAACAAUAGAGCAUUUUUUUGGCUGAAACGGACAAUAACCAGUGGAAACACAUAAUCCAGAUCUGCUUGGAGUUGGAGUCUGUGCAGAUUGUAGUUUCACCUCUAAGAAGUAACAAAGAACCUCCACUGAACACGUGAGAAGUUUGCUUGUUACCACAACUUUUUCAUGUUUUACCCCUGAAGUCGUUCUGCUUCAGAAGUUGGAGUUCCUCUGGUGUUUUUUUUCCUCCCUCGGAGCGUCUUAUCUCUUCAUUUGCACCUCUUUCAUCUUUUUCUCCCUCUCUCCUUUGUAUACCGUGGAGAAGGAGGAGCUCAGGAGCAAAGAGAAGACCGAAUACUGAUGUCAUCAAAUUUUUACCAAGAAAACUUAAUAGAGAGAAUGAAGCGUACUGCUGUAAUUGACUCCAUUCACUCUACCCCCUACAUGGAAACGCUCUGAACCAAUCGGAAGCUUCCUGCCAGCCAGCCAUGGACUGCACGGCGGCUAUUUUGAAAGCAUGUGCCCGCUCUAGAAGCAAGUGGUGUCGGCACCGGCGGUCGUCCGUCCGUCACCAGUGGAGGCCGACGGACGGCUGCGGCUGUGGCAGAGGUGUUGUGGCGGUGGGCGUCCUCAGCCACGCCUCGUCCAUCCUGCGACGCCUGUUGUUGUACGUGUGCUGUUGUCGCUUCCACGACGAGAGCUUUGAGUUGUGUCGGGAAUGGGUGGAUCGUCCCGCUGAAGAAGUGGACAGAGGAGGAAGAAGACGAGAGGAAGGUGAGGAUGAGGAGUUGGGACCGCCGCCCUCCGUCGAUGAGGCGGCCGAUGCUCUGAUGACCAGACUGGGCUUCCUGCUGGGGGAUAAGGUCGUAAGUGGAGAGCCGGGUUCUGCUUACCACGGCCAGGAUGAUGGACAGAGGAUCUCUCCUUCCUCCAGUCUGGCCAGCAGCAACACCUCCCCCUGCUCCACACUGCAGCCUCCUGCUGGAGGGGAGGGCAACAACAACAACAAGCACACCUCCCCCAGCCACGCCUCCGUCGCCUCCCCCUCCUCCACGCUGGAGAGCAGAGACAGCGGCAUCAUAGCCACGUUGACCAGCUACUCCGCCGACUCGGCCGCCGAGAGGGACGACAGCCCCAAGUAUCCUAGCGACUGUUACCAUGGCAGCAGCCUCAACCUGUGGCAGCAGGGGGGUCGGCCGGUGGUGGCCUCCACCUCGUCUUCCUGCAUGGUGGCAGCAGGAAGCGCCAACGACGGCUUCCUGUACAGGGCGGAGGACAGCAUGGCCGCCUCCACCUACAGCCUCAACAAGCUGCACCCGGGCCGAGGUCCUGGCUCCACCCACUCCAUCCCCCUCUACCUCAUGCCCCGCCCCAAUUCAGUCGCCGCCACUAGUUCGGCCCACCUUGAGGACCUGGCCUACCUGGACGAGCAGCAGAGACACAUCCCCUCGAGGACGUCCCUCAGAAUGCCCAGACAGAAUUCUGGGAGUCGUAGUCAGCCAGACCACAGAGUUCGUUUCACUCCCUCCCUCAACCUGAAGCCGCUGCACUUCGAGGUUCCUGGCCUCUCGUCUGAUUGGCUGUUCACCGGCAGGGGGUGGCUCUUCCAGGAAGUGGACGCAUGCCUCCGCAGCGACAGCCCGGCGACCGGACGGGGCGUGGUGAUCGUCGGCAACAUGGGCUUCGGCAAAACGGCCAUCGUCGCCCGACUGGUGGCGCUCAGUUGUCACGGCAACCGCAUGUGGCCAAGCUCCGCCGGGAGUCAGAGCAUACCCAAACAUGUGGAGCCUGUUUCUUUCUCACACGAUUCCCUGGGAAGAGGUGGAGAUGAAGGAGGAGGAGGAGGAGGAGGAAGCUGUCCAGGAACUCCAGAGAUGAGGAGGAGACAGGAGGAGGUGCUGAGGAGGCUGGCCGGACAGGUCGUCUCGUAUCACUUCUGUCAGGCCGACAACUGUCACACCUGUCUGGUUCCGGAGUUCGUCCACAGCAUGGCGGCCAUGCUGAGCGAAGCCCCCCUGCUGGCGGCGUACCGGGAGCUGCUGCACCGGUCGCCACACCUACAGAGCAUGCUCAGUCUGCGCUCCUGCAUCCAGGACCCGAGCUCUGCCCUUCAGAGAGGAAUCCUGGAACCGCUGGAGGCUCUCCACAGAGAGAGGAAGUUGCAUGUGGAGGGGGCGGGGCUUAUUGUGCUCAUUGACGGUCUGAACGAGGCGGAGUUCCACCGGCCGGACUACGGUGACACGCUGACUUCCUUCCUGACCCGAAACAUCCAGAAAUUUCCUUCCUGGUUGAAGGUCAUCACCACUGUCAGGACCGGUCAGCAGGACAUCACUCGCUCUCUGCCUUUUCACCGCAUCUCUCUGGACAGGAUGGAGGACAACGGCGCCAUCGACCGGGACCUGCAGGGCUACCUGACGCAGCGCAUCCAGAGCAGCGCUGAGAUCCAGAGCAACGUGUCGCUGAGCAACGGCCGCCUCGACAACGCGGCGCUGGCCAAGCUGAUCAGCCACCUGAAGAGUCUGAGCAGAGGCUCCUACCUCUACCUGAAGCUGACUCUGGACCUGAUAGAAGGAGGAUAUCUGGUCCUGAAGAGCUCCAGCUUCAAGGUGGUUCCUGUGAGUCUAGCGGAGGUUUAUCUGCUGCAGCUCAACAUGAAGUUUCCCACCCAGUCGUCUUUCCAGAGAGUUCUGCCUCUGCUCAACGUCACCGUAGCGUCGCUUCACCCUCUGACCGACCAGCAGCUGUUUGAGGUGGUGAAUGCCGGCGCCGUGACCGGAGGAACCCUGCAGUGGGCGGAGUUCUCGCAGCGUCUGGAGCAGCUCUCCUCAUUCCUCCUGCGGCGAGGCGACGGCAGCAGGAUGCUAAACCACGCCUCCUUCAGGGAGUGGCUGAUGUGGAGGGAAGACGGGCAGGACGACCGGUUCCUCUGCGACCCCAGGAGUGGACACACUCUUCUGGCCUUCUGGCUCUGCAGACAGGAGGGGAAGCUGAACCGACAGCAGACACUGGAGCUCGGACAUCACAUCCUGAAGGCUCACAUCUACAAGGGUCUGAGUAAGAAACUUGGGGUUUCCUCGUCAGUUCUCCAGGGGCUGUGGAUGUCCUACAGCACAGAGAGUCUGAGCCCUGUUCUCUCGUCGCUGCGUAACCUCUACACUCCCAACAUCAAGGUGAGCAGGCUGCUGAUUACAGGCGGGGCUGACGUGGAUUACCGCAGCGACGUCCUCAACAGCGCCCCCCUGCUGUGCGUUCACGCUCACCUGGGCCACACCGAUGCCGUGGCGCUGCUGCUGGACCAUGGAGCUCAGGUGGACGCUCAGUCGCAGGACGGACUGACCGCUCUGGGAUUCGCUGCGGCGGCCGGUCAUCUGGACGUCAUCACCAUGCUGAGCCAGCACAGAGCCAAGGUGGGUCAUGUGGACAGCUCUGGCCGGUGUGUGCUGGUUCACGCCGCCCAGAGAGGCCACCUCGAGGUGCUGCGCUUCCUGCUGCGACGCGCUGACUGGAGCUGCACUUCCUGCUGCGGUGAACGGGGGGCGGGCCGGAGCCAGGCGGUGCAGCAGGCCCUGAUAGCAGCGGCUAGCAUGGGCCACACAGAGGUGGUGUCGUACCUGUUGGAUCUUCCAGAAGAAGAUGAGGAAGAAGAAGAGAGGCCUGAGAUUAACAUAUAUGACAGUCUGUGGGGAGAGACAGCUCUGACGGCGGCAGCAGGACGCGGCAGGUUGUCCGUCUGCCGGCUGUUGUUGGAUCAGGGGGCUGCCGUAGAGCAGGGCAACAGGCAGGGAGUCGCUCCGCUCUUCAGUGCCGUGAAACGAGGCCACUGGCAGGUGGUGGAGCUGCUGCUGAACCACGGGGUGGAGGUGAACAUGGUGGACCAGCAGGGCCGCACAGCUCUGAUGACGGCGGCCUCAGAGGGACAUAUGACCACCGCCCAGCUGCUGCUGGAUCACGGAGCCUCCCUCGAGCAGAACGACAGAGAGGGUUUGACGGCGUUGAGCUGGGCGUGUCUGAAAGGCCAGCUCCCAUUGGUCAGGGAGCUGGUGGAAAGAGGCGCGGCCACAACUCACGCUGAUCGCAGCGGACGGACACCUCUGGAUCUGGCUGCCUUCUGCGGUGACCCGGAAGUGGUUCAGUUCCUGGUGGACCACGGAGCGUCCGUGGAGCAUGUGGACUGCAGCGGGAUGCGUCCUCUGGACCGAGCAGUCGGCUGCAGAAACACUUCAGCGGUCAUCGCUCUGCUCAAGAAGGGAGCCAAGAUAGGACCAGCAACCUGGGCCAUGGCAACCUCUAAACCAGACAUCUUAAUGGUUCUACUCAGUAAAUUGAUCCAAGAAGGAGACAGACUGUACAAGCAAGGCAAAGUGAGGGAAGCCGCUCACUCUUAUCAGUCAGCGCUCCAGAAGUUUCCAGGAGACGAGCUGAAGACGUUCAGACAGCUGAGAGUGUGUGUGCUGCUCAACCUGUCACGCUGCCGCCGCAAGAUGAACGACUUCAGCCUUGCCGAGGAGUUUGCUACCAAGGCUCUGGAGCUGAAAGCCAAAUCCUACGAAGCCUUUUACGCCAGAGCCCGAGCCAAACGCAGCCGCAGACAGUUCCAUGCAGCCCUGGAGGACCUGAUUGAGGCCAGCCGUCUUUGCCCGUCCAACCGGGAGAUCCAACGCCUGCUGGCUCGGGUCAAGGAAGAGUGUCGACAGGCUGCACAGCAGCAAGAGUCUCCUCCUCCAGCUCAUCAUGUUUACCAGCAAAACAUAGCUGUGUCCAUCAGCGAGGCCAGGAGCAGAGAUUCAGGUUGUCUGCAGGUUCAAGACAGGGAGGGGCUCACCGAGGAAGAGGAGGAAGAAGAGAACGAGGAGAAGAUGAGUCUCAGGCAAGACUCCUCCUUUCACCCUCCACCUGCAGUUCAAAGUCUGGACACCCGUUGCCGGUCUGGAGGGCCGUCGCCAUCCUCCAUCUCCCCCACUCACCUUUAUCAUCACCUUCCCAGUCCAACCCACUCAGCCUCCCUCUCCUCUCCCAGUCACUCUGCUCCUCCUCCUCCUUCCUCCUCCUCCUAUCACCACUUCAGCCCUCCUCCCUCCCCAAUGCAGCAUCAGCAACGAGCCAGCCCCAUGUCUGAAAACAUGCCUGCACUGUCAGGAGGUGGAGGUCUGCAUCACCAUCCACAGUCUGUCUCAGCCGUCCAUCCCUCAGACCAAAGCCAAGGAGUGCAGCAGCACCACCAUCUGGCCAAUCAGAGGUCCUUCCAGAGGCAGAACCCUGUCCAAGGCCAGUGGCUCCAACCAGCCAAAGUGCAGGUUGUCCGAACCAAUCAACCCAGUGUUCCGGCCCACUCCAGCAUGGUUGUAGGAAGCUCUGCCUACUCCCAGUUUGCCCAUCUUCCCCAAGAACUAGCAGAGCUGGGGGAAGGCUUUUGCCCAGGCCCCCUAGAUGUCAGGUCUAACCUGCAGGUCCAGGCUGGUCUGAGCUCUGGAGCGCCAUACUCACUGGAUGAUGUUGAUGUCGACCUGGUUUGUCAGGUGAGACCGACAACUGCCUAUGGAAGAGGAGCAGAAGCGGAGAGGGCAGGGGUGAAUCGAUUCGGCCAGGCCCGUCAGUUCAGCCGCAACCAGUCCAAAGCAGCCUACUACCCCAUGGAAGUCACAGAGUCAACAAUGGGACCCGCUGAAAGGCUUCAGCCAUCGCAUGAUUACCAGUACCACCACCAGGGCAUGUUUCGACGCCCGCUUAGCGCCCACCCAACAUCCUCGUCAGCUCCUCCUAGACCUCUUAUCCACUCCCAAAGUGUCAGCGUUCGUUUCUCCUCCAGCAGUGGCAGUCUUGCUAGCGGGCCGUCGGCUAAUCAUGGCUCAGGCUUCAGGACCUCAGCCUCCGCCCAACACAUGGAUCCAUCUUCAGAGCUGGCCUCUGUGGGAGGUGUUACCGGUUAUCACGAUGAUCUCUUUCUGAUCUCGUCCCCUCAGUCGGACAUAUGCAUGGCGGGAGGCGGUACUUACCCCGGAGAGGCGGGGCGCUCGUCUAGGAACACUCCUUUCAUGGGGAUAAACGAUAAGACGGCGAGGGUAAACCAACAGUAUCAGCAACAAGCUCCUUCCAGCUCAGCUUCCUGCCUCAGCCCCUCUCGCUCCUGGGCGGUGUCUUCAGUGGACACGGUCGUCACCUCGCCCAGCAAGAACCCCACCAACCAGGGAGGCUUUGCUCCGCCCCAGCCGUCGUCCAUCGCCUACCACAACCGCAGCAACAACAAUGCCCACAAUGGUAACCUCCUCCAUGACAACCAGCUCGACUACUACGAAGUGGUGCCCGGUAACCUUCGUCAGGGUGAAGGCUCGGUCCACAUUGCCAGUCAGAACCCCUCCUACUUGGACGUAAAGGUGGCCCGGACGCUUCCGGUGAUCCACAGCUGCUCCGACAGACCGACCGAGAGACGGACAGGUCCUACCUCCCCCGUCAAACCAAAAAGACCCUUUGUGGAGUCGAAUGUGUAGAGACAACCGAGGACGGUUAAUGGUUAAAAAGAAGCGAGUGUGCCGUAUAUCUCAAGAUUCAACAGGGCUGUGGAAUUACUAACGCUCUGCUAUGCCGGAAACAAACAAGCUUCUAUGGUGAUAGUUCAAAAGGGGAAGCAGCACACGUUGUCAGUCUCACCUUGAAGGAUGUUGUACUUGGUUGUAUCUGUAUUUGGAAGUACAUAACAAGUGACUGAAGUCAUUUGAAGAAAAAUGAGAGCUUGAGAGGACUCCCGGUCAACUGCAACCUUAAGUGCUCAACAUAUUGUCUGUCGGAAUGAGAAGCACUCAAUGGAAAGCAUACUGACUCUUUUAUUAUCCAGAAAGUGUUCCACAAGGGAAACUAAAGGAAAUGAGUGGAGAAAUACAAUUAUUGCAGACGCUUCCCCACAACAGCACUGCAUGGUACAGUUGGGUAGUCGACAUUAAAUUAUGCUUUGAGACAUGUAUAAAAAUACUGAGCACAUCCAGUUGUUUCAGAUUUUUUAUCUGGCUGGCAAGAAGAAACUAUCUACGUGACUUUAGAGAAGGUUAAUUGUUGGGGUACAGAUGGCAGGAGCUUCAGUAACAAAGACUGCUCAACUGAUUGAUGUUUCUGAUGGGAGUCGUCGCUUCUAAGAUGACAACGUUCAUCGAUUCAGAGGGUUCCUGAAUGGUUUGAUGAGAAUGAAAAUUAUGUGAAUCCUAUACUAUGGCCUGAAGAUUUUGUAGGACUGCACCAUCAUCAAAACACCCAACUUGAGAGCAUCUCUUGAAAGAAUGGUCCAUCCAUUAGUGUUCCAGAGACUUAGAGAAUCAGUGCCAAGCCGCAUUGAAUCUGUUCUGGCAACAAGACGCUAAUUAAGAUUAUUUUUUUUCCUUUAAUGUGUCAUCUGUAAGUACAACAUGGACCACACAUUUACGGUCUGCCAGUUAAACAGCUGGAGACAAAGAAUAAAAGCAAUGUCAAAGGAAAGCAGAGAAAUGUCUACAAGUCUAAGACAGCAGGCAGCUUUUGAAACAAAGCACAAGCAAGAAGAAGAAGACUGGAGGAAACCCAAAAUAAACACUCAAAAAAUUCCUUCCCUUUACUGUUCACCUCUGGCUUAAAGUACAUUUUCAAACAAGUCUAUAUGGUGAUAUCCGGUCAGACAAAAGCACCACUGUUACCUUGCCUGCUGCCGACGCCUUUAGUAAAGAGUUCAAGUUUGAAGCGCUUAAAUGACACAGUGCCCCGAGUUUGAGAAGCUAGGAUUAUGCUGUCGUUGAAUAAGCACUGACUUGUUGUACAUAAAACAAAAAAUAGGUGAUAUUUAUCUCUUAUUUAAGUUAUGUAUGUAUUAAACUGUAUAAAUAUUGUUUUUUCUUAAAGCUGUAUAUUCCGUUUGGAUUUGCCUUCAUGUUUUUAUUUUUGGGGGGUUUACAGUCUGAACAUAGAAACUGGAACUUUAAAGCAAAGCUCGGUUUUGGGUGACGUGUUUUUCUGCAUGGGUACAACGGCAUCCAUCUGUAGUCAACAGCCUGUAAAAUGCCUUUUAAGAUUUUGAGAUGUUUUCACUUCAAGUAGAAUUUCUGUUUUUCUAUGACGGUCUUUUGUAUUCUGUAGUCCUCAUGGUCCUAAUUUAUGCAAACCACAAUGAACCCAACUGACACACCAGGGUUCCUCAUGCUCAUUCCAGCCCUGAGCUAGCUGUUAGCUUCUCCUUCUGUCAGCAAAAAUGCUAAUGGACUGUUAAUCCUCUCCCCUGAACAUUAAAUGUAUGGAUUAGCAUGCAGCAUAUUAUAUUGAUAGCCUUUCCAAAGCUAAAAUCGAAAGGAAUUAAAUUAUAUAUGCGUCUGCUUCAGUUGUUAGCUUACCCAGCUAACUAGGAACAGUGGGAAAAGAGGCCGACAAGUUUAUCAUUAGCUAACUACAUUAGCUUAUUGUGCUACAGGUUGAAAAUGAAAAAAUAAAAUCUCACCAGAUUCUUUGUCUACAGUCGGGAGGCCAGUCCUGAAUGCUAUCAGAGUUUUAGACAGCUUUAGCAAUUUUAGUCAAGAUAGCAAAACAUUUCCCAAACAUAUUAUUUUGUUGACCCCCAAAAAGUUUUUGAUGCUAAAAGUGGAAAUGUAAAAAUUGAUGUAUGAGAAUAAACCUAACUGAUGCUAGAUUUAUGCUAGAUAAAUUGAAAGGAAUUAAAUAAUAUAUGCAUCUGCUUCGGUUGUUAGCUUUGCCAGCUAACUAGCAACAGCGGGAAAAGAGGCCCAGAAGCUUAUCAUUAGCUAACUAUAUUAGCUUUUUGUGCUACAAGUUAGAAAUGGUACAGUAAAACCUCACCAAAUUCGCUGUGUAGUACUUCUUACAGUCGGGAAGCCAGUCCUGAAUGCUAUCAGAGUGUAAAACAACUUUAGCAUUUCUAGCUGAUAGCAAAACAUUUCCCAGACAUAUUACUUUGUUGACCCCUGAAAAGUGUACAUGUAAAAACUGGUGUAGUAGAAUAAGCCCAACUGAUGCUAGACUUUUGGGUACGGAUUUUUAGAAUGUUAAAAUGAUGCUAUCUGCAGUAUAUUAGAAAGGAAAGUGAUGGGCUUUAAUUGUUGAAUUUCACAAAUUAAUUGAAAACAUAGGAUGAAGAGACUAAGCCGGUGGUGAGGUUUAGUUGUGAUGUGUUCUCUGCUACAUGUGCUGCACAUAGUUAACAGUGCUUAGGUCUUAUCGCGGUGCAUAUCGGACAUCUGGCAAUACAGAUCUGUUAAACCAAUAUCUGCCAUUAAUUUUGGCCAACCAAGUUAUCGCUCAGGCUCUAAUUAGAAUUAAGUAACAAGAGCAAUGCAGUUUUUACUUAAUAAUCUUCUCCAAGGAUCACCAGCUGCUCCAGAUUUAAAAUGUUUGCCUCCAGAUGUUAGCACAGUAUCACGUGGAGCCAUGAAGGGCACAUUUAAGAUCUCCUGUGCCCGAAAUAACUGACACAUAAGUAGACAAAAGCAACAGUUUACAGCUGGAUUUAAAACACCUGCUCUUGUCUACCUCAGUGUGAAAUUAAGAGCCCAAAAAUUGUUUAAAUUUUUACAAAAUUGUUGUGAAAGGGGAGGAGUUUAGCUCACAGUUAAUCCUGAGGUUCAUUUUUUUACACUAACAGAUCAAAAAGUAGGACUACCUUUUUAUUUUUUAAGAUGUAUUUUAUGCACAUGAAUGCCUGUUUUUGUACAUUUUUUUAAUGUUUUUUCCAGUGAAUCAGCAUCUUGUUUUCAGAGCUGCCAGUGCUGAUGGAACCUCUGACCUCUCUGUCGCGGUACACUUUCUCCGACCACUGCCCUUAUUUCUUACUGCUCAGGAGUUUCCAGCUGUGAGAAGUCAUUUGAAUACCCGUUUUCAUAGUGCAGCUGCAGGAAGUGGAGAUGAAUUUGUUAGAAUAACGUUGAUCGGAUGUUCGAGACUAGUUUAAAAAAAAUGAUCAAAGUGGUAAAGCGUGGAAACGAGUUGUCGUGGUGCAUCGGUGUUUCUUUAAAUGUUUCAUGAGCCGGAUGGGAGCCGUGUCGUCUGCCAGUAAAACGGUGUGUUGUGCUGUACGUGUCGGAUUUCUGCCCUCCGCCUGCUGACUCUUAAAGGAAACAUUGGAACGCAGCCGGGUCAGCGUGUUCCCUGUCGGUGGGGUCGCUGUGGGCUUUUUCACUGUGUGUAAGAUAAGUUAAUAUUUAAAACCCAGGAAGGUUACCACAAGACAAAGAACAUCAUUAUUAAACAUUUAAAACAACGUGAAUGUGUUUUGAAUCAGCUCAUGUGAACUUGCUGACUAAACGUUACAAAGAGGAAUAAAGCUGAAUGAAACACA
Messenger RNA from Acanthochromis polyacanthus (spiny chromis), 10472 nucleotides. RefSeq names its product protein TANC2-like. Gene Ontology annotation, cellular component: dendritic spine. Lineage: Eukaryota; Metazoa; Chordata; Actinopteri; Pomacentridae. Gene Ontology annotation, biological process: regulation of dendritic spine morphogenesis. Bases 664 to 6660 code for a protein of 1998 amino acids. The transcript has 27 exons. The record is from RefSeq and is a predicted model, not a curated record. Gene Ontology annotation, molecular function: protein binding.